AUGGCGGCCGCGGCGGCGCGUAGGUGGUUCUGCUCCCUGGCGCUCGGCGUCUCCUUCCUCAAGUGCCUCCUCAUCCCCACGUAUCAUUCCACAGACUUUGAAGUGCAUAGGAAUUGGCUUGCCAUCACUCACAACUUACCUCUCUCUCAGUGGUACUAUGAAGCUACUUCAGAAUGGACGUUGGAUUAUCCACCAUUUUUUGCUUGGUUUGAAUAUGUACUUUCGCACAUUGCCAAGUAUUUUGACCCACAAAUGUUGGUUAUCCAAAAUCUAAAUUAUUCCAGCCAUGCAACCAUCUUCUUCCAAAGAUUUUCAGUCAUCUUUACAGAUAUCCUUUUUAUAUAUGCAGUUCGUGAGUGCUGCAGAUGUGUGAAUGGGAAACGAGCUGGAAAGGAUAUUAUGGAAAAACCAACUUUUAUUCUUGCUGCUCUGCUUUUGUGGAAUUUUGGGUUGUUAAUUGUGGAUCAUAUUCACUUCCAAUACAAUGGCUUUCUGUUUGGGCUGAUGCUUCUUUCCAUUGCCCGACUAUGUCAAAAACGAUACUUGGAGGGUGCUGCCCUUUUUGCUGUUCUUCUGCAUUUCAAACACAUCUAUGUGUAUGUGGCACCAGCAUAUGGCAUUUAUUUGUUGAGAUCCUAUUGUUUUACUGCAAAUAAUACAGAUGGAUCCCUGAAGUGGAGAAGUUUCAGCUUUCUUCACGUAACUCUCUUGGGACUGAUUGUCUGUCUUGUUUCUGCACUAUCAUUGGGCCCUUUUAUAGUAUUGGGCCAACUGCCUCAGGUCAUUUCACGGCUUUUUCCUUUCAAGCGAGGCCUCUGCCAUGCUUACUGGGCCCCCAACUUCUGGGCUUUGUACAAUGCCAUGGAUAAAGCAUUAACAAUCGUUGGUUUAAAGUAUAACUUUCUUGACCCCACAAAAAUACCUAAAGCCUCAAUGACAGGAGGAUUGGUUCAAGAAUUCCAGCAUACUGUCCUCCCUUCUGUGACUCCACUGACAACAUUAAUCUGUACUUUGGUAUCAAUAUUGCCCUCUGUUUUCUGUCUUUGGUUUAAACCUCAAGGGCCCAGAGGCUUUCUUCAGUGCGUUGUUCUCUGUGCAUUGAGCACCUUCAUGUUUGGCUGGCACGUGCAUGAAAAAGCAAUACUGCUUGCUAUUCUGCCUUUAAGUUUGUUGUCUGUUCAGAGACCAAAGGAUGCUGGUAUCUAUUUGAUUCUGACAACUACGGGUCAUUUUUCACUUUUUCCAUUGCUGUUCACGUUACCAGAACUUCCAAUUAAAAUACUGCUGAUGCUGCUGUUUACUGUUUAUAGCUUCUCUUCACUGAAAUCUCUAUUCAGGAGAGAGAAGUCUCUACUGAACUGGCUGGAAACAAUCUACCUCUUUCAACUAGUGCCUUUGGAAAUCUUCUGUGAAAUUAUAUUCCCUCUGACCCCCUGGAAACUCACCCUUCCUUUUGUUCCCUUGUUGUUGACCUCUGUAUACUGCGCUCUGGGCAUCACCUAUGCUUGGCUGAAACUCUACAUCUCUGUCCUGACUGAACCCAUUUCUAUCAGACAUAAGGCAGAGUAAAACAGUGGUAUUGGGACCCACCAGGUUUUUCCACAGAGAGGAAGAUUCAGCGCUGAGGAGCUGUGGUGAGGAAGGGAGGGAACCUGUCCAUGAGGCAGGAGCACAAGCACCUUUCACCCAGAGAGUGGAGGGUUUCUCUUCCCCACAACCCCUGUGCUGUCCAACUAGAAUACCUCUUAGCUCAUGACAAUAAUGUGUAGCUUAGUGAGAUACCAGAAAUAAACUGUGAAACUUGAUGAAAAGGACCUUGUCUUCAUAUUGGCCAUUUAAAAAGUCUGGGCUUCUGUCCUGAAGAAAAGCGCCCCGGCUUUCUCCAUGUCGUUGUAUUUUAGUGAAAGCUACUAUGACAAAUUACAAGGGAUUAUUGCUGUGUAGAAGAGAGCAUAAUAACUGCCUACUGUGGAAUAUGUAAAUAAAAGACUUUUUUUUUUCAAUGA
This is a messenger RNA of Nothoprocta perdicaria, 2006 nucleotides long. RefSeq names its product ALG8, alpha-1,3-glucosyltransferase (gene ALG8). Gene Ontology annotation, biological process: protein N-linked glycosylation. The coding region runs from base 1 to 1569 and encodes 522 amino acids. NCBI's taxonomy places the organism in Eukaryota, Metazoa, Chordata, Aves, Tinamiformes, Tinamidae. The record is from RefSeq and is a predicted model, not a curated record. Gene Ontology annotation, molecular function: dolichyl pyrophosphate Glc1Man9GlcNAc2 alpha-1,3-glucosyltransferase activity. Gene Ontology annotation, cellular component: endoplasmic reticulum membrane. The transcript is spliced from 13 exons.